Molecule: messenger RNA, 591 nt
Organism: Paraglomus occultum
Lineage: Eukaryota; Fungi; Glomeromycota; Glomeromycetes; Paraglomerales; Paraglomeraceae
Source: the annotation of a GenBank genome assembly
AUGUCCUUCCCUCCUCUCUUCUCGCAGUCUUUUUAUUCGCGUUUUCCUUAUUUUCCAUCACCCGUACCUCCACCAGGCUUUACGCCCGGAGAUCAGCCUCGAAAUGUCCUUCGAUUCCGCGAUUUUCACCGCACACAUUUCCUACCUAACAGAGACUUUUUCCGUCAGGCUUUGAACCCUUCGCCGAAUGGUUUAUGGAAUAUAAUCGAUAAUAGUGAAUCGACGGAAUGGAGCGAAUGGACGAAACGGCAAGGAGUGGAAUUCGUGUUGAGUGAAGAAGCCAUUGCCAUGUUUCGCUUUUCAGAAAUGAGAAGAGAAGAGUUAAAGUCAAGUUCCAAGGGACAGCCACCUGGCUCUCCUACGUUAUCUGACUCUUCCUCAUCGGCAUACGUCACCGAAAUACCACCAUCACACACACCUGCUUGUCCAUUUUCCCAAUCGGAUUAUACUCGUCUUUACGGUAAUAACCAUGAAGAGAUCAGACUUCUCGAGUCUUUGGUUAAUUUCAAAUUUCAGACAGCCGUUUCCGAUGGUAACAAGGAUGGCAAUGACGUUGUAUACUGGCCAGUUUUACCAUUGAGAUUCGUUUGA